Molecule: messenger RNA, 1397 nt
Organism: Triticum dicoccoides
Lineage: Eukaryota; Viridiplantae; Streptophyta; Magnoliopsida; Poales; Poaceae
Product: polyubiquitin-like
Exons: 3
Coding region: 202-1119 (305 amino acids)
Molecular function (GO): protein binding
Source: RefSeq, a predicted model, not a curated record
CUCUCCCUCCUCCGCCUAUCCGCUCCGUCCUCCACACGUCAGGCGUGCCGUGUCUCUCCUUCCUUCCCUCCCUCCCGUCCGAGCCUGCUAUAAAUUCCCCGUCCCCUCCCGUCUCCUCUCCACACAUCCGAUCCAAUCCAAUCCAGUCCCCCUCCGAUCUCACCGAGAAAUCGACGCGAAGGCUCUCUGCCCGUCCUCAAGAUGCAGAUCUUUGUGAAGACCCUCACCGGCAAGACCAUCACCCUCGAGGUCGAGUCGUCGGACACCAUCGACAAUGUCAAGGCCAAAAUCCAGGACAAGGAGGGCAUCCCUCCGGACCAGCAGCGUCUCAUCUUCGCUGGCAAGCAGCUUGAGGAUGGCCGCACCCUUGCUGACUACAACAUCCAGAAGGAGUCCACCCUCCACCUGGUGCUCAGGCUACGUGGUGGCAUGCAGAUUUUUGUGAAGACCCUCACCGGCAAGACCAUCACCCUUGAGGUCGAGUCCUCGGACACUAUCGACAACGUCAAGGCUAAGAUCCAGGACAAGGAGGGCAUCCCUCCGGNCCAGCAGCGUCUCAUCUUCGCUGGUAAGCAGCUUGAGGAUGGCCGCACCCUGGCGGACUAUAACAUCCAGAAGGAGUCCACCCUUCACCUGGUGCUCAGGCUCAGGGGUGGGAUGCAGAUUUUUGUGAAGACCCUCACCGGCAAGACCAUCACACUUGAGGUCGAGUCCUCGGACACAAUUGACAAUGUGAAGGCUAAGAUCCAGGACAAGGAAGGCAUCCCUCCGGACCAGCAACGUCUCAUCUUUGCUGGCAAGCAGCUGGAGGAUGGCCGCACCCUGGCUGACUACAACAUCCAGAAGGAGUCCACCCUCCACCUGGUGCUCCGCCUUCGUGGGGGCAUGCAAAUCUUUGUCAAGACCCUCACCGGCAAGACCAUCACCCUGGAGGUUGAGUCCUCUGACACCAUCGACAAUGUGAAGGCGAAAAUCCAGGACAAGGAGGGCAUUCCCCCGGACCAGCAGCGCCUGAUCUUCGCUGGUAAGCAGCUUGAGGAUGGCCGCACCCUGGCGGACUAUAACAUCCAGAAGGAGUCCACCCUUCACUUGGUGCUCCGUCUCCGUGGUGGCCAGUAAGUGCCUGUCAAUGGAGCGGCUUCUCUGUGGGUUGGGUUCACAGGUCUUGUGUCUUUGAUAUGUCCUCGAAUGGUGCCUGUGUCUGUCGUCCUGGUCGUUUCUAUGUUUCUACCGUAGUGUGAUGCAUCGUUAUGUUCGGUUGUUUUUGAGAAUUGCUGCUGUUGUGAACAGCUUUGGUGAACUUGAUAAAUAAGUGAGCCCUGAAUUGUGUCUGCAGCUGCGAGUUAUCCUGUGUUUUCUUUUGUUUGCUUCUAUCUGAUGCAUUUCAUCUCUAUUCA